Messenger RNA from Ostrinia furnacalis (Asian corn borer), 4966 nucleotides. RefSeq names its product nuclear pore complex protein Nup154 (gene Nup154). Gene Ontology annotation, biological process: RNA export from nucleus; transcription-dependent tethering of RNA polymerase II gene DNA at nuclear periphery; protein localization to nuclear inner membrane. NCBI's taxonomy places the organism in Eukaryota, Metazoa, Arthropoda, Insecta, Lepidoptera, Crambidae. The record is from RefSeq and is a predicted model, not a curated record. Gene Ontology annotation, molecular function: structural constituent of nuclear pore. Bases 167 to 4579 code for a protein of 1470 amino acids. The transcript is spliced from 25 exons. Gene Ontology annotation, cellular component: nuclear pore inner ring; nuclear pore.
UUCCAAGUUCGACCGUUUCAAACUUUGAAAAGCUAGUGUUUUUUUAUGCUAUUUUACUCUUAUCAAAACAAAUUUAUUUCUGAAUAUAAUUGAUUAAUUAAACGGAGAUUUAUGGUAAUGCGUUCAUUAAUUAGUGAUAAGUAAUUUACAACAAUUAAUUUAUAAGAUGCCAAGUAUAGUAAGUAGUAGUGUCGACGUACCUCGCCCAUCGGACGGAAGCAAAAUGCAGCUGGAGUGCUUGGAAUUGGCUGGUUGUACCUUAGACCGGUACAUAAGCUCUGAUAAUUCGCGCCCUUCGUUUUUGGAGAUAACUGGAAUAGCAGCCCAAAGGAGUCCAACAUGCAGUGGAUUGAACGCUGGAGACUACAGAAACCUCGAAGUCCUGCUCAAUCAUCCAAAUUUAUCACAGUUGAAAAUACUAAAUAAGGUUCCACUGCCACCAGAAAUAAUGGAACAUUUUGCCCAUAUGCAAUGCCAUUGCCUAAUGGGGGUGUUUCCAGAAAUCAGUCGAGUUUGGCUUGCAAUAGAUAGCAAUAUUUAUGUGUGGGCUUUUGAACAUGGUUGUGAUGUAGCAUACUUUGAUGGCCUAGGAGAGACCAUUGUCAGCGUUGGGUUAGUCAAGCCUAAACCGGGGGUAUUCCAAAGUUUUGUAAAGUAUUUACUGGUUUUGACCACUACAGUUGAAAUUGUAGUAUUAGGUGUUACAUUUUCCUCAAGCAAAAAUGAUGGCUCAUCAGAAUUCCAAGAAAUACACUUAGUACCAGAACCAGUUUUUGUUUUGCCAACUGAUGGUGUAUCUAUGAUGUCAGUCAAGUCCACUGCAAAAGGUCGCAUAUUUAUGGGUGGAAAAGAUGGAUGUUUGUAUGAAAUCACAUACCAGGCUCAAUUGGGAUGGUUUGGCAAACACUGUAAAAAAGUAAAUCAUUCAACCAGUGCUUUAUCAUUCUUGGUGCCAUCAUUCCUCAAUGCAGCUUUAUACGAUGAAGAUCCUAUUGUCAAAAUUGAAGUGGAUAACUCAAGGAACAUUCUGUAUACAUUGAGUGAAAAAGGCUGCAUUGAAGUGUUCGAUUUGGGCGCUGAUGGUGAAGGAUUGAGUAGAGUUGUACGAUUUACACAAGGAAAGAUUCUUACAUCAGCUUUGGACAUUGUUAAAACACUUGAGCCUAUUAACUUCAAACCAGUUGUAGCAAUAUCAGCUGUGGAGGAGUCAGAGUCUGAACACUUAAAUCUCGUAGCUGUUACACAAACUGGUGCUAGACUUUAUUUCAGUACUGGGAGUGGGGAUGCGAAUCAAGGUGGUUCUCAAAGGCCUCAGUACCUCACACUACUGCAUGUGAGACUUCCGCCUGGAUUCACUCCCAACGCCUCAGUACUCAGGCCUAAACAAGUCCACAGUGCUGUUCAUGAAAAUGGUUGCCUAGUGAUGGUGUGUUCCACGGGCAACGGCGCCGAAGCGGAGACGUUGUGGUGCCUAUCGCGCGUGCUGCCCGGGCCUGGCUUCAGCGAGGCGCAUUCCCUGCUCGCGCUGGACGGGCCGGCCUGGGCGCUCACAGCGCUGCCUGCGCCUCGCGCCGCUCACUUGUCACCCGCGAUGGUCGCCAGGAAAGAGGUGUGGAGCGUGUCCCGCUGGGCGGUGGUGACCGGCGCGGGCGCAGCGGUUUUGGCGGCGGGCGCGGCGCCCGACUUGCUGCGCUCGCUGCUACGCGACUGCCGCGGCCCUGAGGCUCAUGCUGUUAAGGACUUCUUCCAGCUCCACAGCGUAGAGCAAGCGUGCGCGUGCGCAGUGUACCUGGCGUGCGAGGAUGCUACUUCCAACGACCUGUCCGUCAGCGAGUGGGCGGCGCGCGCCUUCUUCCUGUACGGCGCGCAGCUCGCGCCGGCGCCGCUGCUGCCGCACCAGACCUCGCAGCUGCCCUCCAGUAUAGGUUCACCCAAGUUUUCGCCGCGGCAAAUGUCCACGCCCAUGUCUAUGCGAGGUCCUCAAGGGCAAAUGCAGCCCGGAAAACUAAACCAGUCGUAUCAACAGGCCGCAAUGAACCAGUCCUUCCCUGGCUCUCCCAACCAGUCUAUGAUGCCGCAGUCGCCAUUCCAACAAAACAUGAUGAGCCCCACGCCCUUCAACCAGUCUUCCUUCGUGGGGAAUGUCACACAGCAGCAAAGGGAUCAAAAUUUCCCCAUACAAGUCGAGUACAGCGCGAAACACAACGGCCUCUAUAUCUACAUUGGAAGAAUAUUGGCUCCCAUCUGGAAUUUGAAGUGUGUUUCCAAAUCGCUGACGCCUGAUAACAAGGAAUUUAUGAGCAGCAACGUGACGGGCGAGGACUGCGCGUUCACCGUACAGAAGCUACAGCGCGCAGCGGCCUUUGCCCAGCGCGUGGUCGCGCCGCCGCACUCCGACGAGCACGCCUCGCUGCAGGCGCUCAAGAUGUUCAUAACGAUGGCGAUUGAAAUGCUUAGCCUUUGGAAAGUACUUUGCGAACACCAGUUCCACGUUAUUGCGUCUAGUCUACCUCCAGAACAGCAAAGUGCUUUGCAGGCUGCAAGCUUUAGAGAACUGCUGGUAGGAGGUCAAGAGGUUGCUUGCCUCCUUUUAGGUUCUUUGGUCGCCGGAUACUUAAGAGACAACGCGUCCGUGGACGGUAUCUCACAGAAGUUGAGGCAACUCUGUCCUACCCUCUAUAGAAAAGAAGAUGCUACUUGCUCUAAAGCCAAUGAACUGUUGAUGUUUGCAAAACAACAAAAGAAUCCGACUGAAAGAGAAGAAAUGCUACAGCACGCUUUGAAACUUUGCAUGGAUGUGGCUCCGAACGUGAAUCUGCCUCUAGUGUGCGCCAAGCUAGUGUCGGCGGGCUUCUACUCGGGCGUGGUGCAGCUGUGCCGCGCGUGCGCCGCGCGCCUCGACCCGCACGACAAGGCGUUACACCACUACUCCAGCGACCAGCCCGCCCAAGACCGCGAGGGGCACCUGGCCUACUACCGCCGAAUGGACAUAUACCGGGAAGUAUGCAACGCCCUAGAACGCUUGUACGAGCGCAGUGUAGAAACUGGAAGCGAGCCGGCGCCUCUUCGGUCACAAUCGCAGUCCACUACAGACACAAUGAUGACUCUGUCGCCAGCUGACGCAAACUAUCAGGGCCGAAAACUAGUAUGGGAAUGUUUGGCAUGUGAUGAUGAACUCCUUCAUGUUGCCGUUUAUCAAUGGCUUGUUUCCAAAAAUCUCGGUGCAGAGCUUCUAUCGCUGGGGUCGGCACCGCCGGCGUCGCUGCGGCGUUAUUUAGCGGCGGGAGCGCGCGCGGCGUCGCCACAGGCCGCGUUACAACUGCUGGACUUGCUAUGGAAGGUUCUGGAGAAGUGCGGCGACCACCUCGCCGCCGCACACGUGCUCGAAGGGCUGGCUACUAAACCGGGGUCCGGCGCUCUCCUGUCCCAGCGCAUAUCGUGGCUGUCAGCCGGCGUGGUGUGCGUGCGCGGCGCCGGCGCCGGCGGGCCGGGCGGCGGCGAGCUGCUGCGGCGGCUGGAGGAGGCGGGCGAGGUGGCGCGCGUGCAGGCCGCCGUGCGCGCCGCCGCCGCCGCGCUGCCGCGCCCGCUGCAGCCGCCGCCGCACGCCAUGCACCGCCUGGACGACGAGCUGCUGGAGGUGACGCAGCUAUACGAAGAGUACGCCGACCGGUACAACCUAUGGGAGUGCAAGUUGGCCAUCGUGCAGUGCUCGGGCCACAACGACGCUCUCCUCGUCGAGAACAUCUGGAGUAACAUCCUCGCGGAGGCCGAGGCGGCCGCGAGAGGCUGUCUCACGGCCGACGAGAAACUGGGCUCGGUGCUUAGCAAGCUGACCACACUCGGCCGGGAGUACGUCCAUACUGGGCAUUGCUUCCCUCUGUAUUUCAUUGUUCGCCAGCUGGAAAUUAUGAGCUGUAAACUUCAAGCAGAUCAAAGCAUGGUAUUCAAAGCCGUGUUGAAUAUUGGUGUUUCAUUAGAACAAGUACUAGACAUUUAUAUCAAACUCGUAAGCGUGAACGAGCGCGUGUGGCUGGGCUGCGGCGACGAGACGCACGUGUGCAGCGUUGCCGCUCUGCUGCUGGAGAGCGCCCGCGGCGAGCUGGCGCCGCUGGAGGCCGCCGCCCGCAGGCGCGCGCUCGCCCGCUGCAAGGACCUGCACGAGGCCGCGCUGUCCUCGCUCCAGGUCUGUACUGGCCGGCUGCGGGCCGAGCCCCGCGUGUGCAGCGUUGCCGCUCUGCUGCUGGAGAGCGCCCGCGGCGAGCUGGCGCCGCUGGAGGCCGCCGCCCGCAGGCGCGCGCUCGCCCGCUGCAAGGACCUGCACGAGGCCGCGCUGUCCUCGCUCCAGGUCUGUACUGGCCGGCUGCGGGCCGAGCCCCGCGUGUGCAGCGUUGCCGCUCUGCUGCUGGAGAGCGCCCGCGGCGAGCUGGCGCCGCUGGAGGCCGCCGCCCGCAGGCGCGCGCUCGCCCGCUGCAAGGACCUGCACGAGGCCGCGCUGUCCUCGCUCCAGGCUCGGCCGAACACGCAGCGCCUCAUGGACCGCCUCACAGUUGCGCAGGCGCACCUGGACCGCCUGGACUGAGUCAGUAGAUAUAAGUUAGCUAAUUAUCCAAUUACAUUAAGUCCAUUUGCUUCCCAUAUCUUUUUAAUUUUCUUCAAAUCAUUUUUUGACAUCCGACAAAAUUUUACUUUGUCUAAAUAAUAUUAAUUUCAUCAUGCAUUUUAAUGUAACUUAAAGUCAUUAGUAAAUGAAAGACCGUUCAGUUGAUUUAAUUUUUAUUUUAUAAUAUUCCAUAAAAUUGGUAAAAAUACAAAAACUUUUAAAAUAAUAUUUAGAAUAAUUUACACUUUAUUGAAACCAUGUACACAUACAAUCGGAAUGGCAGUGACUUAUAAUCAAUCACACAUUUUUAUUCAAAACGCUUACAUACUUUUCUACAUUCUUUAAAGUAUUGUUUUAUCAUGUGCA